This is a messenger RNA of Ceratosolen solmsi marchali, 3962 nucleotides long. Its product is annotated as tetratricopeptide repeat protein 37. Gene Ontology annotation, cellular component: Ski complex. Bases 3 to 3905 code for a protein of 1300 amino acids. The record is from RefSeq and is a predicted model, not a curated record. The transcript has 13 exons. Lineage: Eukaryota; Metazoa; Arthropoda; Insecta; Hymenoptera; Agaonidae. Gene Ontology annotation, biological process: nuclear-transcribed mRNA catabolic process. Gene Ontology annotation, molecular function: protein binding.
UCAUGGCGAAGGACAAUAAAGUGUUAUUGAAGGAAGCUCGAGACCUUUUGAAACAGAAGGAAUACUUAAUUGUAAUUAAAAUAUGCAAAAAAAUUUUGAAGGAAGAAAAAAGCAAUUACAAUGCUUUAAUUUUUAUGGCAGCUGCUAUGCAAGAAGUAGAAGAUUUAAAGAAUCAAUUGUUGAUACCUUUAAAGAAAGCUAUUGAAAUUCAGCCCGAUAAUCCGACGGCUUGGUAUGGAUUAUUAAAAUUCUACGAAGGACAAUCGGAUAUAGCUGAAACAUGGAAUGAAUUAAUUCUUAUUUACAAUAAGCUCCUAACUUUAUAUUGUGAUCCAACAAAGUUAAUGCAUUAUUUAAAAGCUCUUUCGAUUAAUCUAUUAAAAUUGAAAGAUGAGAACGCUCUAAUGGAAAGUGUAGAUAUCAUUUGUAAAUUAAGGGAUAACGAGAACUUGGACGAAAAUGUAAUUAAAGAGAUAAAUGAAAUAUUAGCAUCUAUUUUAACACAGUAUCCAAAGCUUCCUCGCAGUUUCGAUGAAAUAUUAGAACAAAUUUUGGUUUCUAUUGUCGAAGCGGAGGAUUCUAUAAAUAGGCAUGAUUAUUAUAAGAAAUAUUUAAAGUUACUUUAUAAAUCCGAACAGUAUAUUAAACUUUUGACCGAGGCUAUUAAAAUGCACAAGAUUUUUAAUCAAGAUAUUUAUCCAUUAGAAUGGAUUUGUAGGGUGUAUUCGGAGUAUAGUAUAACUUAUUAUACUUACAAAGAUAUCGAUAUCACUGUAUACUAUGAAACAUUAUUAGAUCACGAUCCUGAAUCUCUACUUGGAUAUUUUGCAAAAGCAGUAUAUUUCUAUGAAAUUAAAAAUCUUAUUGAUGCGAGAAAUAUUCUUAGUCAUUUAGUUAAUGUUAAAUCAAAAUGGUUUCAUGCCUGGCUCUUACUGAGCAAAAUUGAUAUUAUGCUGUAUUGUUGGGAAGACGCUGAAAUUGCUGCGUUACAUGCGCAGAAACUCAUACCAGAAGGAAGCUCUUGUGAUUUGAAUAAUACUAUUAAUUUAUUGCUUCUGGAAUCUCUUAUUAAAAAUUCUAACAGAACUAAAUGGAAGAAGGCUGAAGCUAAAUUUGACGAAUUAUCCGAUGGUUCGGUAAAAAGUUCGAUUCUACGUGCACACUUGUAUGUUUUGUUAAGAGAUCCACGUGCAAAAGAUUUAAUAAAUAAACUAAAAGAUAAUCCAGACACAAAAGUUGAAGCAAUAUUGCUUCAUGCCAUUGAUUUAUUACAACAGAGACAUUUAGAAGAAGCUGCGGAUGUGCUAGGAUCUAUUUUGGAAACAUCCGAAGUAUGGCUAACAUUGGGAAAAAUUCAUUGGGAAAUGGCUGAUUAUGGGCAUAGUUUGAUGGCUUUCUUAAAGGGUAUACGUGCUGAUAGUAAUAAUUGGGAGUGUUUAGUUUAUUUAGGACAAUAUCAUCAAAAACAUACAAAAGACUACGAACGUUCUCGCAAAUGCUUCCAAAAAGCUUUACAAAUUAAUCCUAACUCGGAGGAAGUUGGUAUUGGAUUAAGUUUAGUGCACAAACUUUUAGGAAAGACCGAAGAAAAUAUACAAUUUCUGACCCAAUUGACCAACCAAGGUAAGGGUCCAAAAUGGGCAUUACUGCAGCUCGGAUUACAAUAUCUCGAUCAGCAAGAUGCUAUAAAAGCAGUUUCAAUUCUUCGUAAUGCCGUAAAGAUAGAUCCAACAGACAGCAAUUGCUGGGAGUGCUUAGCCGAUGCAUAUUUAGCUAGGGGAGCUUAUUUAUCUGCUUUGAAAUCAUACGAGCGAGCUUCAGAAUUGAAUUUGGACUCCGUCUAUUCUAUGAUUCAACUCUCUAAUAUCAAACUGUUAAUAGGCCAAUAUGAUUUGGCAAAAAGUGCCUUUUUGAACAUUCUGGAACACCACGAACAUAAUGUUGCAGCCUUGAAAGGUUUAGCUGAAUGUUAUUUUAAAAUUGGUAAAGAGCACGCCUUAGCUCAACGUUUAGCUCGAGCAAGAGAUGAUUUUCAAGAAGCUGUGGAUAGUAUAACAAAGUGUAUCAUGCAGCGGAGCGACUUUUUGUGCAAUUGGAAAUUAUUAGGUGAUAUUUGUUGUUAUAUAACGACUUUGCCAGAAAAGUAUUGUUUCCUAAAUGUGAUCUCGGAAUUAAUUCAAUCUGAUACUCAAGAAAAAACCGUACUAAUCGAACGAAAAGAACUAUUUUCAUUAGCAACAAGGUGCUAUUGUAGAGGAUUGAAUCUGUCGGAGAACUCAUCACUUUUGUGGCACGAUUUGGCUCAUUGUUACCUGACUCAAUUACAUUUAGAUCCUUCUGUCGAUCGAAACGACAUAGUUCUGAAAUGUCUAGCAGCAGCCAAAGAGGCAGUGCAAAUAAAUCCUUCUUAUUGGUUCCAUUGGAACGUAUUAGGUGUAAUCUGUAUGGCAAAUGAAAUAAAAAAUUAUGCUCUAGCUCAACAUAGCUUUGUCAUGGCUAUUGAAAUAGAGUCAAAUUCCGUUUCAUGGACAAAUCUUGGAUGUUUAUAUUUACUUUUAGGUGAUCCGUAUCGGGCAAACGAAGCUUUUUCAUGGGCUCAGAGGAUAGAUCCAGCAUACAUUAAUUGUUGGAUCGGCCAAGCGUUUAUCGCUGAAAAUUUAUCACAAAAAGAUGCGCUGGAUUUGUUCCAGCAUGCCACGCAGCUUGGCUAUCAUCACGAAGCGGUGACCGGUUAUGCUCAUUGGGUUUUUAAAACAUUAAUAGAUCCCGAUAUAAAGAAAGACUCUCUUUACACAUACGUCAUUGAAAAGAUGCAUGCCGUAACAGCAGCAUCCGAUGGAAUGCAGUGGUACACGGUUCAUUUCCCAUGUCAUCCAUAUGCAUCAAAUGCCUACGGACUAUUAUUGGAGCGACAAAAACUUUAUAAAUCGUCGGCUAAGCAGUUUGUCAAUGGGUUAAAAUUUGUGGUAGACGCUAAGCAGAAAGAUAUGUUGAAUAUAAAUUUAGCACGUGUGAUGGUGAAUCAGAAAUUCUACGACGAAGCCAUAAAGAUUUGUAUGUCGGUAAAGGAGGCUAGUUUUGUAUCACAUUGUCAAUUGGCUCUGUCAUUAUUCAAAGCGGAGCAUUUUAAAGAGUCGUAUGAAGCAUACGAAGCUGCUCUUGAUUGGAUGGAUGAUUCAGAAUCGAACAAAGCUUACGUAUUGUGUGCGAUGGCAGCAAUGGCUUAUAUGUUUCAAGAAAGUAACGAUGCCAAAACAUUGCUUUAUCAAUCUGUUGGAAUUGAGCCUCCAAUUGUAUCGGGUCUAUUAGCUCUUGCAGCUUUAGGAAUGCUCGAUGGGGACAAAAUGUUGACACAUCUAACGUUAAAAGAUUUAAAGGCUCACGAUAAUAAUCCAGAAUAUAGAAAUCACAUAGCCAAGGUAAUGGCCUACUCAUAUUUAAUACAUAACGACAUGGAAGGCGCCUCUAGAGUAUUUUGCAAGUACAUUCAUCGCUACCCAGAUUCAUCAGAACUUUGGACUAAUCUUGCCAGGAUAUUAUUAAUAAUAAGCGAUGAUUCAUUCAAUAAGUGUGUUAGUAAAGCACUUUUCUUAGGGCGAAAUUCGUCGAACCAACAUAUUGCAAAAAUUACAUGCAUGUCAUCUUUGAGUAAACUCAUUACGUCAAACUCAAAAAUCGGUCUACAAUCUGUAUUAAAUACAGUGCAUUCUUUCCCAGAUAAUAUCAACAGUUGGUCAAAUUUAAUUAGUGCUCUUUUACCAAGAUGGAGUAAAACAUCACAAUUUAAUGCUCAUUGGUUAAUGGUUUUGGCAUCAAGAGUUCGUAAUAAACUGAAGUGCACCAGAAGUAUGGAACAAUGGCUAUUAAAGAAUGAAAAACAAGCGAAUGAUAUUGCUUAUAGUUAAAUAAGACAGAUCUACUUUAUUUAUAGAAAUUGUAAAAUAAAAUUAAAUAUUUAAUAU